AUGAACAAAGCUGUGGACAACCUUAAGACUAUGAACAAAGCUGUGCACAACCCUUUAGAUGAUCACGUCCAACUACUGGAAGACAAGGAUGAAGCUGUGUACGAUCAGUCAAAAACUAUACAAGAAUUUAUUCCGCGGUGUGAUCCUUCGAAGAGACCAUUUCUAAAUCAGACUUUCGACGAUUUGGAUUCUGUCUACGAGUUCUACAAAGAAUACGGACGAGUUUGUGGUUUUGAUAUUAGAAAAUCAGCUGAAAAAAACGACAGAUCAGGGAAUACAAUCAGUAAAUAUUAUGUUUGCUCCAGAUCAGGUUCUAGUGAAAAGGAUUCACGAAAAUCUGAAGAUGGAGUUGUGACUCACAAACAUCGAACAAGAAAAACCGUAUCUAUUAAGUGUUUAUGUCCUGCAUUGAUACGUGUCAACAUAGCGGGCAAUGGUAGUUGCAUUCUUAAGAGAUUCAUUGAAGAACACAACCAUUCAUUUGCUGAUAGGGAUGGUGCUCAGUUUCUCCGUUGCAAUCGGAAUCUUACAUAUUUUCACAAGAGUUUUAUUUUCGAUGCAUCAAAACUGAAUAUAGGAGCCACUCGUGCACAUGGAAUUGUUUCAGCGAUGACAGGCUCUCAUGAAAAUGUUGGUGCAACCACAGUGGAUUUUAAAAAUUUUUCGAGGGAUGUUAAAAAAAAAAUAGGGAUACAUGAUGCUGAUAUGAUUAUACAGAAGUUUCAUGAUAUCCAAUGCAGUUCUGAUCCUGCAUUCAAAUUUGAAUAUGAAACUGAUUCUUCAAACCAUCUAACGCGUUUAUUCUGGGCUGACGGAAUAAACAGAAAAAGCUAUGAAGUUUUUGGAGAUGUUGUAUCCUUUGAUGCAACAUACAGGACAAACAACACUACAUUUGCUGGUGCUUUGCUUGAGAGCGAAUCUGCAGAAAGCUUCAAGUGGCUAUGUAAUACUAUGAAAAGCAUUUUUGGACGAGAACCGAAAUGUAUCAUCACAGACCAAUGCCCAGCAAUGAAAGUUGCUUUGGAGACUGUAUUUCCACUAGUAAAACACAGGCUUUGUAUGUGGCAUAUUAUGAAGAAGUUCCCAUCAAAGCUAGGGUCAUUGUUUUGCGCAGAGUCUGCGUUCAUGGACAGAUUAAAUAAGUUUGUUUGGUCUGACCAUACAUCACCGUUAGAUUUUGAGGAAGGUUGGAACGAAGUCAUAUCAGAUUUUAAUCUUUCCGGUAAUAAAUGGCUUACCGAAUUAUACGAUAUACGUCAUUCAUGGAUACCUGCAUACUUCAAUGACGAACCAAUGUUGGGUUUAUUAAGAACAACUUCAAGAUCAGAGAGUUCAAAUUUCUACUUUAACCACUUCGUACAGAAAGGAGAUACACUAUCAGAAUUUUAUAUAUGUUAUGACAGUGCUAUUUCAAGGCAGAGAUACCAACAAAAGCAGCUUGCACAUUAUGACAACAUAGUUCCUAGAACCUUGUCAAACAAGGAAAUCGAGAAAGAUGCUGCACAACAUUACACAAGGGUAAUGUUCUACAAGAUACAAGAGGAGAUCAUGGGCUGCAGUGGAGAUAUCUCUAUUAUGGAUUUGAAAAUGGUUGAUUUAGUCAAAACAGUUGUCAUAAAAGAUCCUCAAAAUAAAUCAAAUUGUUUUGAGGUAUCUCUAAAUCUUGAAACACACGAUUUAGAGUGUUCUUGUAAGCUUUUCACACGCGUUGGAUACCUAUGUAGCCAUGCAUUUUUCUGUUUAGGUAUUAGUGGAAUCCACAUAAUACCAAGGCAGUAUGUUAUGAAUAGGUGGCUAAAGAAAGCAGUGGAGAGAUUUUCAACAUUAGAGCUUGGAGAAAUUUCAGACCCAUUAUCUGGGGAAGAGUCUCGUAGAAAGAAGCUGCAGGAGUGUUGGUUUAUUUUCCAAAGUUGCGUUAGUGAGGCAUCCUCUGACCAAGGUCAAAUUAAUUCCCUUUACUCCCUCGAACCUUACUCCACUUAA
This is a messenger RNA of Daucus carota subsp. sativus, 1983 nucleotides long. RefSeq names its product protein FAR1-RELATED SEQUENCE 5-like. Gene Ontology annotation, molecular function: zinc ion binding. The transcript is spliced from 5 exons. The coding region runs from base 1 to 1983 and encodes 660 amino acids. NCBI's taxonomy places the organism in Eukaryota, Viridiplantae, Streptophyta, Magnoliopsida, Apiales, Apiaceae. The record is from RefSeq and is a predicted model, not a curated record. Gene Ontology annotation, biological process: regulation of DNA-templated transcription.